Messenger RNA from Coregonus clupeaformis (lake whitefish), 1596 nucleotides. Its product is annotated as slit homolog 2 protein-like. The transcript has 4 exons. Gene Ontology annotation, molecular function: protein binding. NCBI's taxonomy places the organism in Eukaryota, Metazoa, Chordata, Actinopteri, Salmoniformes, Salmonidae. The record is from RefSeq and is a predicted model, not a curated record. Bases 858 to 1292 code for a protein of 144 amino acids.
GUAGGGAAAAGAGAGAGACAGAGAGAGAGAGAGUUUGUGUGUGUGUGUGGGGGUGUGUUGCUUGGACAGACGCAGUGAAAACGUUCCCGUUUUCUUCUCUUCUCGCUCACACACGCAGUCUCGAGGGCUCUUUCACCGACACACACGGAGUGUGAUUCUAAGCACGGGGCUCUUCCCGGUGUAACGAAUGUCUGAAGGGAAAUCAAUACCUCAGCCACGGUGACCUGCACGAGAUCAACGGGGGGGAAAAACGAAUGCCGCUUCCUCUGCGCGUGCUGUGAAUUAAAUAUUACAACAGCCAAUCACUCACCUCACCUCGCGCUGAGUCUAAUCUCACCUGGUGUAAACGUGUGUGUGUGUGUGUGUGUGUGUGUGUGUGGGAGUUGGAGAGUGUGUAUGUGUGUGUGUGUGUUCGCCAAAGGGUCGUUAGGAGGUUUUUUUCUUGGGGUUUAACCGUCCAUGCAUCGCUUCACACUGGGGAUUACCGCACUGCAUGCCGCGGCCAUGUGGAAGAACUUUGUCCCGCUCUAGCCCCAGUGUCCAUCUACCAGCCCUGCGGAACCUUCCUCACUCUCUUUCCGCCCGGCCGCUGUCAUCCAGACCUGCGGAACCUUCCUCACUCUCUUUCCGCCCGACCGCUGUCAUCCUGACCUGCGGGUUUGUUCUGACAUGUGAUUUACAUACUUAAAUAAAAAGCCAGGAGAAAACACAUAAAAGAAACAAACAGAGAGAGAGAGAGAGAGUUGGAAUCCUCCGCGUCGUGGGAUUUUACUCCUCCUGUGGAUUAGAACUAUACGGGCGACUCCUCGGUCCCUCUCCUCCGGUAGGCUACUAAAACCAGUCCACUGCAGUGGAUAAUGUCUCUAAAGUCGAGCCUCGCUGCUCCGGCCCCUGCCUCAGCUCUGGGUCUGUGUCGCUGUCUGCUGGUUGUCCUGGUGGUCCUGGAGCUGUCCGGCAGGGCAGAGGGCCAGCCAUGCCCGGCGCAGUGCUCCUGUUCCGGCUCUACUGUGGACUGUCACGGCCAGGGGCUCCGCGUCGUCCCCAGGAAUAUACCCCGUAACACAGAGAGACUGGAUCUGAACGCUAAUAAUCUGACGAAAAUCACAAAGGCCGAUUUCGCUGGACUGAGGAAUCUGCGCGUGCUUCAGUUGAUGGAGAAUAAGAUCAGUCUAAUAGAGAGAGGAGCCUUCCAGGACCUGAAGGAGCUUGAGAGACUGCGUCUGAACCGGAACAGUCUCCAGGUGUUUCCAGAGCUUCUGUUCCUGGGAACACUGAAACUCUACAGACUGUAAGUUCCGGACGAUUCUAUCGAUCCCUCCAUCUAUCCCUCUACCUAGCAGAAUGUGCCAGACAGACUAGCUAGCAGAAUGUGCCAGACAGACUAGCUAGCAGAAUGUGCCAGACAGACUAGCUAGCAGAAUGUGCCAGACAGACUAGCUAGCAGAAUGUGCCAGACAGACUAGCUAGCAGAAUGUACCAGACAGACUAGCUAGCAGAAUGUGCCAGACAGACUAGCUAGCAGAAUGUGCCAGACAGACUAGCUAGCAGAAUGUACCAGACAGACUAGCUAGCAGAAUGUGCCAGACAGACUAGCUA